UGGUAAAUCCGCGUUGACAUUGUCGGGACGCGUGCUGCUGUUAGGAAAACCUAAUUACGAUAGGAAGCAAUUUGUCGUUUUUCCCCAUUUUUUCAUAAUUAUUAUAUUGUUACGAAGAAACGAUGUGCUAGCAAAGAAGGCCAUUUGUAUUGUCGCGGCACGAGUUAAUCUGACUAUUAAAAUUGAAAAAAAAAAGAUAAAAGAAAACAGCAGAUCCUGCAUAGAUAACUAACUUUCGUGUGACUGUUAGCACUCGGAUGUGCAUAAAUAUAAGACUGGUAGAAUAUUUAGAUUCAGAAAGCUCUCAGACGUGCUGUGUGAUCCUUUGUAUUUUUUACAAUAAGCAAUAAUGAAGCAAAAACAAAGAGAGAUAAGUUUAGGAUUUUUGCUAGUAGUGUGUUUCUUAUGUGAAAGUGUUUUUGGUCAGGCACCACCAAUUUUUGCGAGUGGGAAUCAAAAUCCGACUCCAAGCUCACCGACCCCAUACAUUGUGAGUAAUCCUGGAGUCCCAUCCACAAAUCGUGUAUGCAGUUGUGUGGUUUCUGGAACAUGUACUGGAAUAAUUGUUAAUCCAGGAGCUGGUUCUAUCGAUAUUCGCAUCGUAAAUCAGGGUUCUACUGGAACUGGUGGAACUACUACAUGUCCAGGUGGUUAUGUUCUCUGUUGCACAAAUGGUUCGGGAAGCGUGAUCGACAGUACCUGUGGACGACGGAAAUAUACUUCAUCAACUGCACUGCCAAUAGGGCAAGCAGCUUAUGGUGCUUAUCCCUGGCAGGUUGCACUUCUACAUCCAACAACUCACCAGUUCCUUGGCGCUGGAGUUCUUAUAAAGGAAAAUUAUAUCCUUACUGCUGCGCACAAAAUUUAUAAUUUGGGUUACAAUUUCAUAAUUAGACUCGGUGAAUGGAAUUCGGCAACUAAUGUAGAACCAUACAUUGAUGCUUCUCCCUCAGCAGUAUCAAUUCACCCGAAUUUCAACGCUCAGAAUCUUCACAAUGACAUAGCCGUUGUUCGGCUCGAUAAAAACAUAGCGAUUGCUAGUUAUGCCAAUAUCAACACCGCCUGCCUUCCAACAAAUAAUCCAACUGCCGGUACCAGAUGUUGGGCGUCCGGAUGGGGAGUGAAUGCGUUUACAGGUGGCACGUAUCAGAGUAUAAUGAAGGAAGUUGAUCUUCCAAUUGUAGAUUACAAUACUUGCCAAAAUCAGCUCCGAGCGACGAGACUUGGUCAGUAUUUCCAACUGGAUAGCACCAGCUUUAUAUGCGCUGGUGGUGAAGCAGGGAAAGAUGCAUGCACGGGUGAUGGUGGUGGUCCCCUUGUGUGUCAACAAGCUACAGGACAAUUUCAAGUGGUGGGCUUAACAGCCUGGGGGGUCGGAUGCGCACAAGUAAAUGUUCCAGCAGCAUACGUACACAUUUACAAUUAUCUUUCCUGGAUAAAGCAACAGACUGGCUGAUCUUGAUAAGCUUAAUUUAGAAUCUAUAUUGCUAAUGCGAUCACUUUUUUAAUAAGCUAAAAUAAAAAUGAAAAAAAUCGAUUCUAAAUUCAAUAUAAAAAAUGUGCAUUUUAAAAUAAAUGUUCAUGUGAAUUUAAACAUGCGCCAAACUUGUACC
Messenger RNA from Belonocnema kinseyi, 1613 nucleotides. RefSeq names its product trypsin-3-like. Gene Ontology annotation, molecular function: serine-type endopeptidase activity. The transcript has 6 exons. Lineage: Eukaryota; Metazoa; Arthropoda; Insecta; Hymenoptera; Cynipidae. The record is from RefSeq and is a predicted model, not a curated record. Bases 350 to 1456 code for a protein of 368 amino acids. Gene Ontology annotation, biological process: proteolysis.